ACUCACAAAGUGAGUUUACUUGCUGCUGGUGUAUUUGGUCACAGCCUUGGUUCCUUCACUGACAGCGUGUUUGGCCAGUUCACCGGGCAAAAGCAACCUGAUAGCGGUCUGGAUCUCACGAGAACUGAUGGUUGAUUUCUUGUUGUAGUGGGCAAGGCGGGAAGCUUCGGUGGCGAUGCGCUCGAAGAUGUCGUUGACAAACGAGUUCAUGAUGCCCAUGGCUUUGCUGGAGAUACCAGUGUCAGGGUGAACUUGCUUCAACACCUUGUAGAUGUAGAUGGCAUAGCUUUCCUUUCUCUUUCCCCUCCUCUUCUUCUUUCCAUCAGAUGGAGCCUUUGCCUUUCCAGCUCUCUUCUCGCCUUUCUUUCCUGCAACUUUGGGUGCCAUGUCUGUCGAUCAGAAUGGAAGUGAAUGCAAUGAGUUGACCCAGAUUCUGUUUAUAUGAAAACCAUUAGGGGAUCAAUUAACAUACGGAUCGAAAUCGUUGAGUUUUAAUUGGUUGCUUUAUUUCAAGGUCAAUAUGCUUCCUGUAUACAUCAUCAUAUUUCAUUAGACACUUUUUAAGUCUGAUUGGUGCGUUUCGAUCCCAUUCAAAUUUUACCGCGCGUAUAAACUCUAAGGUUUGUAAGUUCAGUUCAUUCACUCGAACAUUAUCGAGCUAUUAAACGGUUAUUUUCAAAACAUGUCCGGUCGCGGUAAAGGAAAGGCAAAGGGCACCAAGUCCAAAAGCCGAUCAUCCCGAGCAGGACUUCAGUUCCCUGUGGGACGUAUCCACCGUCUUCUUCGCAAAGGCAACUAUGCUGAGCGUGUUGGCGCUGGUGCUCCAGUCUACUUGGCUGCGGUGCUCGAGUAUUUAAGCGCUGAGAUCCUCGAGUUGGCGGGCAAUGCUGCUCGUGACAACAAGAAAACCAGAAUCAUUCCCCGUCACCUUCAGCUUGCUGUCCGCAACGAUGAAGAGUUGAACAAACUGCUCGCCGGCGUCACCAUCGCUCAAGGAGGUGUUCUGCCCAACAUCCAGGCUGUUCUUCUGCCCAAGAAGACCGAGAAGAAGAUAAAAGCCUAAACAGUCCUACGCGGCGUUAAAACAAACGGCUCUUUUAGGAGCCACCACAUAUAAAAAAGUCAUGACCAUAAAAAGAAAAACACAUCAACCAAUUUGUUGAUUUAUUCUUCUCUGAAUAAGUCAGUGAAGCCAGAAAGUAACCCCUGAUUCAACUUGCAUGAUAAUCCUUAUAACUUACGGUUAAAACUCCAUUUAUCAAAACAGAAAGCUUUGAUUUCUUAAAGAGGCUAUGUCACCCAACACGCAUGCGCAAGCCAAUGAAAACAAACUUGAAAAAGACAGCCCAACUUUUUCAAGUUGUGUCGGAGAUUUUGGAAGGCUGUUUUUAUCUGUCUAAAUCUCAGCCAUCGUUCGAUAGUUAGCGAAGUUUUGUAUUAAGAAUCAUUCUAUGGUGAUUACAGAACAAUUUUUUGGCGUUAUUUUAAAAUUGUUUGCCUGUGGAAUGUUUUUACGUGGAUUUACUGUGUUCUCUUAUCAGCGGCCGUUGUAAUGGCAGAGUUAAUGACGGCUACUCCACAAUGAGUGAUGGAAUCUUUGAUGGAAUCUUCCCUAUAGUUCACAGGACCUUUCUAUUGAGUUAUUUUAGAGGCUGCUGGCUCUUGGAUUUUUCUUGUGCUCAAAGUAUGUGGACAUAUAAUGAAGCGGCUAUCGAGUUGGCGGCGGCCGUUUUUUGUAAACGAUUACAAGAGCAUCAGGCCAUGACGAGUUUCGUGACGAAACUAAACUCCUGGCGAAGGAAACAUUCUAAAAUUCGGCUAGAUUCCUUCUUGUAUUUAUCUCGAUUCACGGCAAAGAUAAGCACGACCGUUUGCUCGUCCAGAUUGUUCUCAACGGACUUAGAGAGGCACCUUAGUACGAGUUAGAUCCUGUAAAUGCCAUGUUUUUGAACUGUUUGUGUUGGAGCAUAAUUUUGGAAAAUAGCAGAGUUUGCUUUCCCUUUUUAUCAACGGACUGCUUAUAGUGGAGUAGUAUACCAAUGAUGCUGGGUUCUGUUUUUCUCGACGUCGCAGUGAUUCGGCACGAUUGAACAAUUUUGCGCGAUAAUGUAUGUUUCCCUAAGAUCAAAACAAAGACUUGGUCUCUUGUUCUAUCAGCAUCUAAAUUAUAAAAUCAAUAGCGACAGACAAGUCUAAUUGUUAAUGAUUUGAAACAGUCUUGGUCUUUAUCUUCGGUCUAGCGUCUUUUGUAGCUCGUUUGUAAAAUACAACUUCCAUUUAUUUUGUUGAAUAAGACAAUAUGUUGUUGUUGAAUUUUUGUUUGCGCUCUAUUUUAUGAAUGGCAUGCGUUUUUACUUCAAAACUACAAGUAAAAUUGUCGCCGCAAUUUUAUUCUUGAUUUAGCAUAACCAGAGAAGAAACGUUCCAUAAAUUCUAUCGAAAUAUCCCUUAUCUAAACCCAUUUCGCUAAACCUCUCUAAAUUCGGAACCUUGGACGUGACAGAGAACAUGAAGAAAGUCACGCGUUAAAAACAAUAGAAUUUUGACAGUUGAAAGUAAUUUGCAUAACCUCACAGCGCACAUGGAGAAAGUCACGCGUUAAAAACAAUAGAAUUUUGACAGUUGAAAGUUAUUUGCAUAACCUCAGAGCGCAUGCUCUCCAGCUGACAUAGCCCCUUUAAGUGGGUCUUGAAUUCCACGGAAGAAUUAACCAAUAAAGUUUCUGGGUUUAGACGUUGAUUAGUGCGUGGUGUUUUGGGUACUUUAUACAGAAGGGGAAAAUAAACCACCCAUGAAACGGCAAUAUUUUGACAUUUUAGAGAGGAGUAGAAAUUAGGCGCGCACUGCGAAAAAGAUCAGUAAAAUAUGUGAAAUACAUAUAAAUAGUAAAGUUCCAAUAUGUGCAUCUAUAAAUGGCGGUGGAUUUUCCAAACUGUCUCAUAGAUCACCGCGUUACAUCAAAUGCAAAUCUGUUCAGUUUAUAACGACGCCGGCGCGCAAUUUGUUUUUCUUUUGUCUCAAUGCCUCAACGAGCGUCCGUUAUACAGUUGAUUGCUUUGUGGCAAAAACGCAUCUUUGCUAGAACCUCUACAACGACAUCAUACAAAAAUAAAAAUAAUAUUACUGACUGUCUUUUCUUCAACGGGAAACCCCACGCGCGGUGUACAUUAAAUACGAGAGUAAUAUCACUUUAUUGGCUAUGACUUUUAAAGAUUUGGUGGCUCCUAAAAGAGCCGUUUGUUUGGGUGGGUAACGCAAAGAUCUAACCGCCAAAUCCGUACAGAGUACGUCCUUGGCGUUUGAGAGCGUACACCACAUCCAUGGCGGUCACAGUCUUGCGUUUGGCGUGCUCGGUGUAGGUAACGGCAUCACGGAUCACAUUCUCCAAGAAAACUUUGAGAACACCACGAGUCUCUUCGUAGAUGAGGCCAGAGAUUCGCUUGACACCGCCACGGCGAGCAAGACGACGGAUGGCAGGCUUGGUGAUGCCUUGGAUGUUGUCACGAAGAAUCUUUCGGUGACGCUUAGCGCCUCCUUUUCCUAGACCUUUGCCUCCUUUACCGCGACCAGACAUGUUGAUGUUCUAUCUUGAAACAGGAUAAUGACUCAAACCUUGAGAAUUCUUGUUUUUAUACCACAAACAAUGACCUCACGGGAAACAGGCUAAAAGAAGUGUAAUUAGCUAUAGUUGUUCGCCAUUGGUGGAUAGAAACAAAAGAGCCAUGAGGUCAAGAUAAUCAUUACCAUCUAUUGCCUCACCAGACAAGACCGAACAUGUUAGAGGAGCAAAAACUUCACAUUAUCACUAACAAACGUGCGACCUAACUCCUCGACGAAUCUUAUGAAGAUAUUUUCUAACAACUAAGAACGAAAGCUAACAAAUUAUUGUUUCCCAUGAAUAAAAAACCUUAAGUGGCAUACAGGAUCGAAAUGCAAUCCCAGAUCAUGAGACUAUUUUGCAAGCAGUUUUGGUUAUCCAAUGAAAUUGCAUAGUUUAUAACCAAUCAGGAAAUAGCGCGCUAAGAAUAAAGUAUUUGGGAUUACCGUCGAAAAAUUAUUCGUUGACUUUUGAGUUAGCAGAAAUGGCACGUACAAAGCAAACUGCCCGUAAAUCAACUGGUGGAAAAGCUCCACGAAAACAGCUCGCCACAAAGGCAGCUCGUAAGAGCGCGCCUGCCACUGGAGGAGUCAAGAAACCUCAUCGUUACAGGCCUGGUACAGUGGCUCUUCGUGAAAUUCGUCGUUAUCAGAAAUCCACCGAGCUGCUAAUCCGCAAGCUGCCCUUCCAGCGUCUUGUGCGAGAAAUCGCUCAAGACUUCAAGACCGAUCUGCGUUUCCAGAGCUCUGCUGUGAUGGCUCUUCAAGAAGCAAGCGAGGCCUAUCUCGUUGGUCUGUUUGAAGACACCAACUUGUGCGCCAUCCACGCCAAGCGUGUCACCAUCAUGCCCAAAGACAUUCAGUUGGCCCGCCGAAUCCGCGGAGAGCGUGCAUAAGUCGAUUGCUUCCAAUACUUACAACACAAACGGCUCUUUUAGGAGCCACCACAUCAAUAAAAGCAAUAACCAACAGAAAUGAAUUUUGUGUCCUUCCAUGUUUCCACUCCUUUAGGCACAAAAGCUAUGGCGAGUCGAAGGUCUAAAAUUUUCUUUCUUAUAACAAGCCAAACGGUUUUCGCAGCUCCAAGAAUGAGUGAGAUAUUUUUGUGACAAGAAUUUUUAAGUAAGGAACUUAGAAGGCAGAAAUCAACGAAAAUGAUACAAAUGUUUUAUCGGUUUAACUUGGUAACAAAUGAUGCGAAAAAAGCUACUUUACCUUUUUUUGUUCCCUGCCAAUGAAUUCUCCCAGUUGAACGCGCGAUUCAUUUAGGACAUUUAGUUUUAUGCGCAUGAAAUUGGUUAGUGAAUCAAAUCUGUAAAAACACUACAAAGUUGUCUGAAUAUUCUCAGGAAAAACAUAUCCAUAAAAACGGAAACCACAGGAUUUAAAAAAUAGCUAGUGAAUGAGGCGCUCUUUCUUUUUUAAAAAUCUCUACCGUCGGUACAGCCGCCAACCCCUCAGAAAAUAUGAUCACAACAUGGCUCAAUAAAUAUAAAAUGUUCCAGUCAUAAAAGUAAAUCAGAAGGAAGGUUAACCUUAUCUCCAUGACUAAAAACUGACCUUUCAGUUCUAACAAUAUUUUAACAGCCGACUGCCGCUCAUUUUUUGAAACACAAAAUGGUUCCAACAUAAUACGAACAUCUAUAUUCACUGUCUACUAACAUAAGAUCGCUGCAUCUACCAGUGGAAGGAAAUUUUGAUAUACCUUAGUUAAAUGCACAUCGAACCGUCGGUGAUUUUGCUAGUGACUCACUAAAAAAAUUACCGACAGUUAAUCAGAUCUCGAAAAUCUUGACCGCCUGCCGACCAUUUAGACACUCAGCCUGACUUUCAACAACUUAUGAAGUUUAGUCUUGUUGAAAUGCUCUCAAACUCGGUCCUGUUUAUCGGCAAACAGUUGAAACGUUCAGACGAAAAUGAAAUUCCCUGGAUUUGAUAAGCACCAGCUCAUCGUACUCCGGGAUCGUAAUAGCCUUCUCUCGACUUCUCUCCCUUGCGAAUGGAUGCAAGCGACUUUGUCCUUGUUACGAUGACAAAAGAGAGUUGAAACCAAGUUAAAUUAGAGAUAAUGUGAAGAUUAUAGCAAGAGACUUGAAGUGUAAUAGUUCUCCUAUCUCCCAAAUGUUUCUAUACAGAAAAAAGGUCGCAGGAGCAACAGUUAUACGACUUAAAAGAUAAAAUUGUUUCAAAAUUGACCGAAGGGGAAGGAUAAAAGGUCAUUUAUUAUUUCUUAUACUUGCCUUACCUCGCACUUAUUUAAGGUAAUCAGUUCUUCAAAGACUUAACGUUCAAUUUUUGAAUUUUAGAAGCGAUUAAUUUUUCUGUUACAUCACUUUAUUUGACAAAACCCAAAGAAAACUAGCACAGAAGAAUCGGGCGCCAUGUUCGUUUGCUGUCUCCUCAGUGGUCCGCAUACAAGUAAUUUACAUCAGCUAACAGCAUCCGAAGCAUCAGUUCUUUCGUAUCCGAAGGUAUCGUUCAAACUCCGUCAUGUCUGAAGCAGCACAAGCAAAGUCACCGGCUAAAAAGAAGUCAUCUAAGCCUAAAAAGCCAGCUGAUCAUCCACCGUACAGUGAGAUGAUCAAAGCUGCUAUUGUAGCUCUGAAAGAGCGAGGCGGAUCUUCGCGCCAAGCCAUCGAGAAGUACAUCAAAGCCAACUACAAGGUUGGCGAGGUUGGCCCACACUUGAAGACGGCUCUCAAGAGAGGAGUUACUGGUGGAAAGUUAGUACACACCAAAGGAGUUGGCGCUUCUGGUUCCUUCAAGGUGCCCAAGGAGGAAAAGAAGGCUCCGAAGAAAGCAGCGAAGAAGCCAAAGAAGCCCGCCGCCAAGAAGGUAGCAAAGAAACCAGCGGCUAAAAAGCCAGCGGCGAAGAAACCAGCGGCUAAAAAGAAGCCAGCCAAGAAAACAGCAGUUAAAAAGCCCAGUAAGAAAUCGACACCGAAAAAGACUGCAGCAAAGAAACCAGCCGUCAAAAAAGCUACAGGAAAGAAGACAAAGAAGCCUGCAGCCAAAAAGCCCGCCAAGAAAACUGCCGCCAAAAAAACCGCCAAGAAGUAA
Porites lobata is the source of this 6657-nucleotide messenger RNA. The record is from the annotation of a GenBank genome assembly. NCBI's taxonomy places the organism in Eukaryota, Metazoa, Cnidaria, Anthozoa, Scleractinia, Poritidae.